AUGCAUCAAAUCUUCUUUCAUGGUAGACGUAUAGGUGUGCGCGUUCGCAAUUUUUUAUCAUCCAUCAUCUAUAAACAUUUAUUGACGAUCAAUACAGCAUCACUACACAAUAUUACUGCUGCUCAAACAAUCAAUUUAAUAGCAAAUGAUGCAAGUAAAUUUGAAGAUUUGGGUUUGUACUUCUAUUAUUUUUGGGUGACACCUGUUGAAGCACUUGUGAUGUUUGGUCUUAUUUGGUGGAUCAUUGGUUUGCCGACAUUGUUUGGUUAUGCUCUACUCAUACUAUAUGUACCAAUACAACUCGUAUUCAGUAAAUUAUUCGGUCAAUAUCGAGCGGCAACAAUGACAUAUACGGACAAGCGUAUUCAAGCGGUUCAUGAAAUUGUUAAUGGAUGUCAAAUUAUUAAAAUGUACAAUUGGGAAAAAGCAAUGGAGCGACGAGUACGUGAAGCACGACAUUCUGAAUUUUCAAACAUUUUCAAAUCGAGUUGUUUACGAGCUCUCAAUAUUGGUCUCAAUUUCGCAUCAUUACCUUUAAUUUCUCUAGCUACAUUCGGUGGUAGUUGGCUUAUGGGUCGACAGUUGAUAUCAGAAGAUAUUUUUACGGCGAUGUCCUUCUUUGCUUUGAUUCGAAUGCCAAUAACCGCACAUUUCCCAUAUGCUAUUGAAAAGCUCAGUGAGGCUCGUAUUUCUGCAAAAAGAAUUGAUCAGUUUCUGCAAUUGGAAACGUUGGUGGACAAGCGAGACAAAGAACAAAACGAAAAGGGAGAUGAUGCAAUCAUUAUGGAAAAUGCAUCAUUUUCAUGGAAAGAUUCUUCUUGCUUGUCUAAUCUCAAUGGCACCAUCAAAGUUGGCACGCUAGUUGGAAUUAAAGGUGCUACUGGUGCCGGCAAAUCAUCUUUACUAGCUGCCAUUCUUGGUGAAAUGAAUCUUAUCAGUGGAAAACUAAGACAAUAUGUCAAUUCUAUUUCGUACGCUCCACAAUCGGCAUGGAUAUUUGCGGAUACUAUUCGAGCUAAUAUUCUUCUUGGUAAACCAAUGGAUGAAGAACGUUAUAGGAAUGUCAUAAAAGCAUGUUGUCUUGAUAUCGAUCUACGAAAUUUUGGUGAAGUCAGUGAUUUAAUGAUGGUCGGUGAUAAAGGUGUCAAUUUGAGUGGAGGACAAAAAGCUAGAAUAUCGCUUGCUCGUGCUCUGUAUACUGAUGCAGAUUUAUACUUACUCGAUGAUCCACUCGCUGCCGUUGAUCCAAAAGUAGCAAAGAAAAUUUUUGAUGAAUGUAUUGGCCCACGUAGUCUCCUUCGUGAAAAGACUCGAAUAUUGGUUACACAUCAAACACAUUUCUUUGUUGAAGCAGAUCAAAUUAUUGUAUUGAAAAAUGGUCACAUUGAUGAAUUACAUAUUGUACAAUCUACUCUAAAUGAGCAGUUAAAUGUUACGGCAGAAGUAGAUUCAACCAACAAUAAUCAGACCGAUUGGACAUUGAACACUGCUGUAACUGAUAUAAAUUCGAUUGUACAAGAUGAAGCGUCAAUUGAUGGAGCAGUCAAGUGGAAUGUUUGGUUGAAACUAUUUAUUGCACCACCUUUACGUUGGUUUGGAUUUAUUCUUCUAAUAGUUUUAAUAUUUGCCGCCGAAGCUCUAUUCGAUGCUACAAAUCGUUGGCUUGCUAUUUGGUCUGAGAAAGUCGAAAAACAUGAACGUUCAUCAGUGGAUGCUUCUAUUUAUCUUGGAUUGACAUUGGGUACAUUGGUUGUUGCAUUAGUACGUGCCUUCUACAUGUUCUAUAUCCUAUUAAGUGGAGCGACCUAUUUUCAUAAUCGAAUGCUAAAAGGUGUCUUGUAUACUUCAUUACGUUUCUUUGAAAGUAAUCCCGGCGGACGAAUAUUAAAUCGAGCAAGCAAAGAUCAACAAGUAUUAGACGAAUCGUUACCUCUUGCUGUGAUCGAUACUAUGCAAAUGAUCAUGACAAUUUUCGGUUCUGUUGUUAUUAUUGGAACAAUCAAUCCAUGGGUACUUUUAAUUCUAGUUCCAUUGACUCCGGCAUUUUGGUGGAUUCGUCGGUUCUUUCUACGUUCGAGUUGUCAACUCAAACGACUUGAAAGUAUAUCACGGAGUCCAAUCUAUACAUUGUUCUCGUCAUCAUUAGAUGGCCUCACUAGUAUUCGUGCAUUCAACGUUCAAGCUGAUUUUAUGGAUAUGUUUACGAAAAGAAUCGAUUCAAAUUCACGAGCUUACUUUCUUCUUACUGCUAUGGGACGUUGGUUCGGUUUACGACUCGAUCUCAUGGCAUCCUUACUCACUUUGGCUACUUCGAUUCUUGCAGUAGCGGUGCGUAACAGAAUCGAUCACUCAGCGGCAGCACUUAGUAUGACCUAUUGUCUUACUAUAGUAGAUAUCUUUCAAUGGGCUGUUCGACAGUCAGCCGAAGCUGAAACUUUUAUGACCAGUGCUGAACGUAUUCAUGAAUAUGGCCAACUUGUUCGAGAAAAUGAUAAAAAAAUACAUGGAAGCAAAGGAUUUAUUCAGCCACCAAAUGAUUGGCCUUCUCGUGGUAUAAUUGAAUUUAAAAAUUACACUUUUCGUUAUCGACCAGAGCUUGAUCCUGUGCUCAAAAAUCUGAAUCUUCGCAUUGAAUCACAAGAGAAGAUUGGAAUUAUCGGUCGAACAGGUAUGGCUACUUUGCUUCUUUAA
Molecule: messenger RNA, 2691 nt
Organism: Rotaria sp. Silwood1
Lineage: Eukaryota; Metazoa; Rotifera; Eurotatoria; Philodinida; Philodinidae
Source: the annotation of a GenBank genome assembly